GGCGGCGGGGAUAGUUGCUGUGUCAGGACAGCUCGGCGGCCUCCCGCCAUGGUGGGCGAGGGCGGCGCCUACCGGCUCCGCUGCUCCCUCGUGGGGCACGGGCAGGACGUGCGGGGCCUGACCCGCGGCCUGUUCCCCCAGGGCAGUUUCGUGUCCGUCUCCCGGGACCGAACUGCGCGGCUCUGGGCUCCUGACGGUCUUAACAGGGGUUUUACUGAAAUGCACUGUAUGAGUGGCCACUCAAAUUUUGUAUCUUGUGUGUGCAUCAUACCUCCAAGUGACCUCUAUCCUCGUGGGCUGAUUGCAACUGGUGGCAAUGAUCAUAAUAUUUGCAUUUUCACAGUUGACAACCCAGCUCCUCUUUAUGUCCUUAAGGGUCAUAAGAACACAGUUUGCAGCCUUUCAUCUGGGAAGUUUGGCACAUUAUUAAGUGGAUCAUGGGAUACAACAGCCAAGGUCUGGUUGAAUGACAGAUGUAUGAUGACAUUACAGGGUCACACAGCUGCAAUAUGGGCAGUGAAAAUACUUCCUGAACAGGGAUUAAUGCUGACUGGUUCAGCUGACAAAACUAUUAAACUGUGGAAGGCAGGCAGAUGUGAAAGAACAUUCACUGGACAUGAAGAUUGUGUGAGAGGUUUAGCUAUUCUCAGUGAAAUGGAAUUCCUUUCCUGUGCUAAUGAUGCUAGUGUUCGAAGAUGGCAGAUCUCUGGUGAAUGUCUGCAGGUGUAUUAUGGACAUACAAAUUAUAUAUACAGCAUCUCUGUCUUCCCUCAUUGUAAAGAUUUUGUAACUACUGGAGAGGAUAGAUCUCUCAGAAUCUGGAAACAAGGGGAAUGUGCUCAAACAAUCAGACUCCCAGCUCAGUCUGUAUGGUGCUGCUGUGUGUUAGACAAUGGUGACAUCGUAGUUGGUGCAAGUGAUGGAAUUAUAAGAGUGUUUACAGAGUCUUUAGAACGCACAGCAAGUGCUGAGGAGAUUCAGGCUUUUGAAAAUGAGCUUUCCCAAGCAUCCAUUGACCCUAAAACUGGUGACUUAGGAGAUAUUAACACUGAUGAACUUCCUGGAAGAGAACAUCUCAAGGAUCCUGGAACAAGGGAUGGACAGACACGGCUUAUUAAAGAUAAUGGGAAAAUAGAAGCAUAUCAGUGGAGUGUUAGUGAAGGAAGAUGGAUCAAGAUUGGUGAUGUUGUUGGUUCUUCUGGAGCCACACAACAAACAUCUGGAAAGGUUUUAUUUGAAGGAAAGGAGUAUGACUAUGUUUUCACUAUUGAUGUAAAUGAAAGUGGGCCUUCCUACAAACUGCCAUAUAACAUCACUGAUGAUCCUUGGCUGACUGCAUACAACUUCCUGCAAAAGAAUGACCUAAAUCCUAUGUUUCUGGAUCAGGUGGCCAAGUUUAUUAUGGACAACACUAAGGGGCAAACACUGUUGAGUACAAGUGCUCAAUUUUCAGAUCCAUUUACAGGUGCUGGACGUUAUGUUCCAGGCUCUUCGUCUGGAUCAAGUAUGAUGCCUGCAGCAGAUCCAUUUACAGGUGCUGGUCGCUAUGUUCCUGGUUCAGCAUCAAAUGCAGUAGCUCCAGUGGGUGGAGUUGAUCCAUAUACAGGAAUGGGUGCCUACCAAUCAGCUGCGGCUAAAGUUGAAAAUAUUUAUUUUCCAAAGAAGGAUGCUGUCACCUUUGACCAGGCCAAUCCUAUGCAGAUACUGGGCAAACUAAAGGAACUUAAUGGCAGUGCAACUGAAGAACAUAAGCUUACAGAAGAUGACUUGAUAACCCUAGAAAAGUUAUUGUCUGCAACAUGUAACACCUCUGCAGAAACACCUACAGCACAGCAACUUCAGACUUUAUGGAGAGCAGUUAACUGGCCAGAAGAUAUUGUCUUUCCAGCCCUAGACAUUCUCAGACUGUCUAUCAGGCAUCCCACUGUGAAUGAGAACUUCUGCAGUGAAAAGGAUCAUGUACAAUUUAUCAUCCUUCUCCUUAAAUUUCUGAACCCCAAAGGAAAGCAAGCAAACCAGCUGUUGGCGCUUAGAGCUCUUUGCAAUUGUUUUGUCAGCCCGGCAGGCCAGAAGCUUAUGAUGAAACAAAGGGAUGAAAUAAUGACACAAGCAAUAGAAAUGAAAUCAGGCAAUAAUAAGAACAUCCACAUUGCGCUUGCCACGCUGACAUUGAACUAUGCUGUGUGUUUACUUAAAGUCAACAACAUUGAGGGCAAAGCUCAAUGUUUGUCAGUAAUCAGCACAAUUAUGGAAGUUGUUCAAGAUCUUGAAGCCAUUUUUAGACUGCUUGUGGCUCUUGGGACGCUAAUCAGUGACGAUACCAAUGCUGUGCAAUUAGCUAAGUCUCUUGGAGUUGACUCUCAAAUAAAAAAGUAUGCCUCUGUAUCAGAACCAGCUAAAGUAAAGGAAUGCUGUAGGUUUGUUCUUAAUCUGCUGUAAUUGUUUUUUUAGCACUUGGGAGACAGUGUAUGCAGAAAAAAAAGAUGCUUUUAUUCAUAUUUUAUGACAGACUAUAAUUGAGAAAAUACUGUGGAUUAAUUACACAUGAUACAGAUCAAAUAAAACUUUUUACAUUGUUUGUCAUUUGACUGCUUUUCUGAAGUCUGUAGUGCACAGGAUCUUUGCAAGAAGUCCUUCUGACAUAGCUCAGAUCAAAAUAGAUCACCAAGAAGUCAAAUAAUCUCAGUACUUAAAGGGUCAUCUAGAUGGAAAUGUAGGAAGCAGUUGAUUCAGUGACUGUCAACUCUGACACCCUCACCAGCCACAUUUCUACGUUUCAGCAAAAUGAGUCUUUCUUGACCAUGCUUUUUGUCAGUAGAGAAGGGGCCCUGAGAACUGUUAAGUUCAAUGAUGCUUUUCACGAGCUUGUUAGUUAACAUUGCUUAAUAUUAACUCUUGUCAAAUAUCCUGGUAGGGAAACAGCGUUUACUUAAAAUUUUCUGUCAGCUUUUUUCCCCACUUCCUUUUUGAAACCUAGCUGUUUUAUGGCUCUUACUGUUUUUAACCUAGAACUUAGGUGACUUUUUGAGGGGUAGAAUCUUUAACUGCCAUAUAGAUGUCGUGCUUCACUGAUAAGCGAGUAUCUUGUAGCUUGUAAAAUGGCUUGAACUUCUACAAAAGCUUUUACAUGACUUUUAACUUUUAAUGACAGGAAGAACACUCCAUCAGUUGAUAGGAAGUGUCUUACUCUGAAGUAUGUCGUAAAAUAUUAGAUGAUUCUAAAAACAAGUAAUUUUGAAGAGUGGGAGAGAAAUUUACAUGCAGAGAACAGACUGAGCAGCUGAAACUGGAAGAGGCUUCCUAGGGAGAUGGUCAGUGCCCCAUGCCUGUCAGUGUUUAAGAGGCAUUUGGACAAUCCCCUUAAUAAUAUGCUUUAA
Molecule: messenger RNA, 3377 nt
Organism: Haliaeetus leucocephalus (bald eagle)
Lineage: Eukaryota; Metazoa; Chordata; Aves; Accipitriformes; Accipitridae
Gene: PLAA
Product: phospholipase A2-activating protein
Exons: 14
Coding region: 49-2439 (796 amino acids)
Biological process (GO): proteasome-mediated ubiquitin-dependent protein catabolic process; ubiquitin recycling
Cellular component (GO): nucleus; cytoplasm
Molecular function (GO): ubiquitin binding
Source: RefSeq, a predicted model, not a curated record